UUUGCACUUCUCUAGCUACAGUCAGUCUGCACCCACCCUCCGAGGCACUCUCCACCUCCCCUUCCCACCACUGCUUCCUUUUUCUCUCUCCUCUUUUCCCAACACCAAUAUUAUCAUGCAGCAGCAGCAGCAGCAGCAGCAACAUCACUUCCCUCUUUCCCAAGAUUCUCCUAAUAGUACUAGCAACAAUUCCUCCUCUUCUUCCUCUACAACCAGUAAUAACAACAACUCUUCUUCCACCACAACCACCCCUAAUAGUAACAAUAACAGUAAUAAGCGAGGUCGGGGGAAAGGUGGUCCGGACAACAACAAGUUUCGCUACCGUGGAGUCCGACAACGGAGCUGGGGUAAAUGGGUAGCCGAGAUCCGAGAACCUCGUAAACGUACCCGUAAAUGGUUGGGUACUUUUGCAACAGCGGAAGAUGCUGCACGGGCUUAUGACCGGGCUGCUAUUAUUUUAUAUGGUUCUAGGGCUCAGCUUAAUUUACAACCUUCUCCUCCUCCUACUUCUGGUGGACCCACCACCGCUUCCUCCUCUUCUCGUGGCUCCUCCUCUUCUUCCUCCGGCAUAACUCAAACACUACGUCCUAUCCUCCCUAAGCCCGCUAAUGGAUUUGGUUUCAGCUUCUCCAAUUUCCCUUACGGUGGAUACGGUGCUGGAGCGGGGUCCACCUCGUCGUCGACAUCGGUGUUGCAGUACCCGUACUACCCGAAUAUUGUCCACGGGCCUUCGUUGCAAUGGACCGCGGCGUUUUCUCCUUCUGCAUCUUUACCCUUCGUGCAACCGGCUGUAAACAAUAAUAUGAAUGAUAAUGAUAAUGAUAAUAAUAACAAUAGUACCAUUGGAUUGCUUAAUACUAGCAAUAGUACUGUCAUUAGUGAUAAUCAUGAUCAUGAUCAUCGACAACAUCAAUUGCAGUUGCAGGAAGAGGUGGUGGAGCACCAACCACUAGAUCAAACCCAACUGCACCACCAACACCACCACCACCACCACCACCAGCAACAAAAUGGUUAUAAUGAGGAAUAUCAUCAUAAAAGCUUUUGCGAUGAGAUCAGCUCGCUUGUGGGUUCAGUUGAUUCAAGUUUAUCUUUAGGGUCGCAAGUAAUCGGGCAUUCGGAUCCAAGUAUGAUUAAUCUACCCGGGUCGCCGUUAAAUUGGCCGAUGUCGUCGUUAGGUGGUGAAUUGGAAGAAUAUCAUCAUAGUGCCAACUUUUGGGAUUAUGGUACUGAUCAUGAUCCCUUCUUGUUCUUCUCCGAUCAUCAUCAAAUUUGAAGAUUAAUUUUGAUCAAAAUUUUGCAUGCAACUCGAUCUUCUUCUCUAAAGAGGUAAUUAAGGUGUUAAUUAAUUAAAUUAAUUCCUUGGAAAUCAAAGUUUGGUGGAGAAUUAUGGUCAACAAAAGGAGAGAAACAACAUGCAAAAACUUGCACCAUGUCCCAAAAUAUUCCUUGUGAAUUCCCAAAGAGGUUGGUUGAUUAUGAAUUGCAAUUAAUCCCUAAUUAAUUGCAAUUAGAAUAUUUAAAAAUAUCACUUAAUUAUAAUUUCAUAUUUAUUUCUCUUUCAAUUAUGUAUUGGGAAAGAGAUUUCAAGUUUUUUUUUUUUUUUUUUUACUAUUUUUGACCAAUUUGCCUAUGGUAUAGUAUUAGAACUAGUAAGUAAUUAGUGGUAAUAGAAAUUAUAUGUAAUAAUAUUUCUUUUGUUUAUACUAUUAGAGGAGUAUUAUUUAUUAUUUUGAUUAU
Molecule: messenger RNA, 1737 nt
Organism: Spinacia oleracea (spinach)
Lineage: Eukaryota; Viridiplantae; Streptophyta; Magnoliopsida; Caryophyllales; Amaranthaceae
Product: ethylene-responsive transcription factor ABI4
Exons: 1
Coding region: 116-1273 (385 amino acids)
Biological process (GO): positive regulation of DNA-templated transcription; response to stress
Cellular component (GO): nucleus
Molecular function (GO): transcription cis-regulatory region binding; DNA-binding transcription factor activity
Source: RefSeq, a predicted model, not a curated record